AUGGCUCUUCCCCCGUCUCUCCAUGUCCACCCACAUUUCAAUGCGGAAGAAGCCGCCCAUGUAGUCACAGGGCUCAUUUCUAGCUUGGAAAACCUACCGGGAGAGGUCAAUUUCUUGCUUGAGGAGAUCCGAGAAAAGGAUAUUCGCAUUACCCAACUUAUUCAACGGAUCAACUCCCGCCAUAUCUCGCUCACCAAACCUAUCAAAUCCCUCUCCUCCUUGCCCCCGUCGACUGCCACUUUCCCUCUCCCCAUACCGCCCGGCGCGCCCCUCCCCACUUCUCACUUGACUCAAAAGGAAGCUCAAAAUCUCACCAAGAUACAAACCGAGUGGCAACAGAUCUCUGCCCUGCAAGACGAAAAGAUUCAUCUUGCUGAGCGUCUUGAACGGAUCGUCAACAGAGCAAAAGAGCGCGCCAAAGACCAUUGGGUCAAAGUCGGAGGAAUGUCGGUGGAAGAAGUCGAAAAAGCUGCGAAUGGGUUGGGAGAAAUGGGAGGAGGAGAGGUUGUUCUUCCCCCCGGUGGGCUGGGGAGCGGUUCGGAUGCCAGGGCGGUCAAGAAGCGAAAGGUGGUGGCAGCGCCCGUAUCGGUGCCAAAGGUGCAGCACCCUGCUCUGGCCAUGCCCCCACCUCCUGCACCGAGACCGUCCUUGUCGGCAAGGUCGUCCCAUUCCCAUGCGCCGUCGCCUGUUGGUCAUGGGUCACACCACGGCCCCACGGGCCACUCUCAUGGUCCUGGACAUCGGUCGUCAAGAAAGGUUUCGAUCAUGAGCGAUGAAGAUGCGGAUGGGGAGCCAGACGAUGCGGAUGUGGAUAUGAACGAUGCGGGGGAUGGAGAGGGGGAGACGGAUGAGACGCUGUACUGUAUCUGUCAGCAGAAGAGUUACGGAGAGAUGAUUGGGUGCGACAACGACAAGUGUGUCUACGAAUGGUUCCAUGUCAAAUGCGUGGAUAUCAAUGGGCCUCUGCCAGAAACAUGGUACUGCCCGGACUGUGUCUCCAGGUACGGCUUCUCGAAUGACAAGAAUAAAAAGUCUCGCAAGCGAUAA
Messenger RNA from Cryptococcus amylolentus CBS 6039, 1047 nucleotides. RefSeq lists its product as hypothetical. Gene Ontology annotation, cellular component: nucleus. The transcript has 4 exons. The record is from RefSeq and is a predicted model, not a curated record. Gene Ontology annotation, biological process: regulation of DNA-templated transcription. The coding region runs from base 1 to 1047 and encodes 348 amino acids. NCBI's taxonomy places the organism in Eukaryota, Fungi, Basidiomycota, Tremellomycetes, Tremellales, Cryptococcaceae.